CGUCAAGACCAUCUCUUCCUUCACAAAAUCACUGACUUUUCCAUAUAGCUCUAGUUUCUUACUAUAAAGUAUAUACCGUCGUCAUACCAAAAAAACCAAAAUCAAAUUUUAAGUUGUGUAGAAGUAGAAACUAGAAAGUAAGAAAAAUGGCACAACUAUCCACUUCCAUUUUUCUUCUUUCUCUUCUUAUUACCUUACUAACCCUACUACCCACAAACUACGGCUUCUCAAGAUCCAUCUCUAAAGAAGAGCUCGGCAUAAAAGAUGGUAACAACAACCAAACCCAUCUCACGUUCUACUUUCACGACAUUGUUAGUGGGCGGAACCCAUCAGUGAUCCAAAUCGCAAGAGCAAACUCCACCAUCAACCAAUCACCCUUUGGAAACCUAGCAAUGAUGGAUGAUCCAUUAACCGAAGGCCCCGAAAACACGUCGAAAUUAGUGGGACGAGCUCAGGGAAUGUAUGGCGUAGCGGAUCAACAAGGGCCGGGACUGUUGAUGAUCAUGAAUUUUUACUUUGUAGAAGGGGACUUUAAUGGAAGUACACUAAGUGUUCUUGGAAGAAAUCAUGCAAGUGAUGGUGUACGAGAAAUGCCUGUUGUAGGUGGUACUAAAGCCUUUAGAUUUGCUAAAGGUUAUGCUCAAGCUAGGACACAUAUAUUUGAUCCAAACACUGGUGAUGCUGUUGUGCAAUAUAAUGUGUUUGUGAAUCAUUAUUCAAGUGGUAGUAAUCAAUCAGAUGGUGGGUCAACGGGUUCUACUACAAGUAAUGGUGCACCCUCAUCUAGUCAAGCAUCUCUCUCUAAAAUGGUGUCUUUUAGUAGUUUUAUCACGAUGAUUCCUCUUUUGUACUUGUGUCUUUUUUAGAAAAAAAGCUAUGGUGUAGGUUUUUUCUGUAAAUUUUUUAAUUUGUUUUGUUUUGUUUUGUUUUGAGAUGAAUGUAUGUUUGUAUGUGAGGGAAUAUUAGCAUCUUGUAGUGGAUGUAUGUAAGAUUUCAUCUCCUUUGUGGCUUAUAUUGUAGAAGUUUUGGCUAGCUUUGGUAUAUAGGUAGUGUAUUUUUUUCAGUGUU
This is a messenger RNA of Beta vulgaris subsp. vulgaris (sugar beet), 1068 nucleotides long. RefSeq names its product pterocarpan synthase 1. Bases 147 to 866 code for a protein of 239 amino acids. The transcript has a single exon. The record is from RefSeq and is a predicted model, not a curated record. Lineage: Eukaryota; Viridiplantae; Streptophyta; Magnoliopsida; Caryophyllales; Amaranthaceae.